AGUUUGGUAGUGAACGGUGAUAUAUCAACUCAAAAAUGAUAUUUUUUGUAUAUUUUUUCUCUGUUUUCUUUUGUUUUGUUGCGGCGAAGAAUGAGGAGUAUAAAGGAUACAAAGUUUACAAUAUAGCCAUAGAAUCGCAAAGUCACCAAGACCGCAUCAUUUCUUUGAAGAAUGAUCUGCUGGAUUUCUGGAGACUGCCGAACUUUGAGCAUAACACAACAGGGAAGGUCAUGGUGCCUCCUUCUCAUUUCGACUGGUUUGAAGAUCAGCUGACAGCAAUUGGGGUGGAAAAGGAUGUCCACAUUGAAGAUGUUCACGAACACCUCAUGAAAGCAGAGAACACGAUAAAUUAUGUUCGAUCCGAUACAGACUAUGUCGGUGAUUAUGAUGAUGAUAAUUCUGGUGAUGGUAAUAUUGAAAUUGAUGAUAACCAACCCGAAACACCGUUCGAUAUCAAAGCUUAUCAGCGAUAUGACGAUAUUCUUAAAUACCUAGAUUCGCUGGAAGAAAAAUACAAAGGCAGUGCUGUGAAAUUCGACGUCAUACAAUAUGGAAUCACAGAACAGAAUAGAAAAUUGGUUUAUAUCAAAGUUACAAAUGCAGCUACAUCUACAUCACGAGCAACUGUUAAACCUAUUGUUGUGGUAGAAGCUGCUAUCAAUCCAAGAGACUGGAUCACUAUUCCUGCUGCCUUAAACGUUGUGGAUCAGAUUCUGGAAGAGAGUAAAUUUAUCAAAGAUCUUGAAUGGAUUAUUAUACCUGUUACGAAUCCUGAUGGAUAUGAAUAUUCUCAUACUAAUCUUCGCUUGUGGACAAAAUCAAGAAGCACAAGAAGCAACCUCGGCAUCAUCUGUCCCGGUGUCAACAUCAACAGGAAUUUCGACCUAGACUGGCUCCACUUCGACUCCAGCUCCAGCCCCUGCAGCCACCUGUACGCCGGCGUCGAAGCCUUCUCCGAAAUCGAAGCCCAAAUGAUCAAAGACAUCAUCCAAGAAAACAAAUCUAGAAUCAAACUUUACAUCUCCUUACAAAACAAUGGAGGAUACAUUUCUUACCCAUGGAAUUACGAAAGGGCAGCUAGUGGGAUGUUCAGACAACAUCAUCUUUUAGGCCUUGAGAUGGUUAAAAGUAUGAAAAAUCCUUACAAAUUGGGUGUAGGAUCCUCAAUCUUUGACCGGGCUUCUGGAACCAGUAGUGAUUAUGCUAGAGAGAAUGAUAUUCUUUAUACCUUCAAUAUAGAUGUGGCUCAGGGUGAUGAUGGUGUGGUUAUUCCUGAGACGGAUAUUGGGGAAAUAGUUGAUGAUGUUUGGAAAGCUAUUGCUGUAGCCGCUGAUGAAAUGAUUAAGCUGUAUGUCUGAACUAAAACUAGUAUAGGAAAUGUUCUUGAUAUUAUCUAGUAUUAGUCUUAUUUAAUAAAUCGUACAAUGUAUGAAUGAGUUUUAACGAUUUUAAAUAUAUUUCGUAAGAUAUUCAAUUAGGCAUUAUGGUAGUUUUAAAUUAAAUUAAUUAAACAAAGAAACAAC
Molecule: messenger RNA, 1523 nt
Organism: Trichoplusia ni (cabbage looper)
Lineage: Eukaryota; Metazoa; Arthropoda; Insecta; Lepidoptera; Noctuidae
Product: carboxypeptidase B-like
Exons: 5
Coding region: 36-1358 (440 amino acids)
Biological process (GO): proteolysis
Molecular function (GO): metallocarboxypeptidase activity; zinc ion binding
Source: RefSeq, a predicted model, not a curated record